AUGUCAAAUUACUUGGAUAGUGAUCCCCUCAUCAAGAUGGCAAUGGGCUCAUCAUCAUCAUCCAAGAAGACAUGUAAAAUCUCCAUGCUGUGGAAUUGGUAUACAAUCGAUACAUGCUUCAUUGCCAGAUCCUGGAGGAAUGACACGAAAGGAAAGUUUGCUGGUUCUUGCAUUGGAUGCUUUUUGUUGGUUGUAGCUGCUCAAUGGCUUAAUAGAGUGUCAAGGCAAUUUGACAUCGAGCUAGCAAAAAGGCGCAAGUUGAAGGUGCUCGCGAAAUAUAGCAAUCUCCCUAACUCAGAUGAUACCUCAGGAUUAUCGCUCUCGGACUCAGCUCAGCAGACGCUUGAGCAGCUACUGGCUGAACCUGAUUGGAAAACCUCGUUGAAGGCUGUUGGGACCACACUCUCUCAUACUUGGUUCUUGACAAGUUUGAAGGAUGAGUUUGCUGGACUGGAAGGAAUGGCAAGCUGUUGCUCCACUAACAUAGACGUUUUCCCUACUUUGCUAGACCACAUUCUGAGGUCAUUAGUAUUUGUUCUUCAAUGGGGGCUGUCUUACAUUAUCAUGUUGCUGUUCAUGUAUUACAACGGCUAUAUCAUCAUCAGCUGUCUCAUAGGCGCUCUAAUUGGUAGACUACUUUUUAAUUUUGAACCAUUGGCGACAUGUGGUGGAGCAGGAGGUUCUAAUACUGUCGCUCAUGACAAAGAGGUUAAUGACAGAAAAUGCUGUAUGUAA
Lachancea thermotolerans CBS 6340 is the source of this 735-nucleotide messenger RNA. It is a transcript of the gene CTR3, whose product is annotated as high-affinity Cu transporter CTR3. The record is from RefSeq and is a predicted model, not a curated record. Gene Ontology annotation, biological process: copper ion transmembrane transport. Bases 1 to 735 code for a protein of 244 amino acids. Lineage: Eukaryota; Fungi; Ascomycota; Saccharomycetes; Saccharomycetales; Saccharomycetaceae. Gene Ontology annotation, molecular function: copper ion transmembrane transporter activity. The transcript has a single exon. Gene Ontology annotation, cellular component: membrane.